UGCCUAACGCUUUUGUGACUACGACAGCUCCUCCUGCUACAAAAACUGUCGUCGUUAUACGGCGCUGCGCAACGCCAAAGACAGAUGCAGAGCGUCCAUCAACGUGUCGCGUCGGAAAAGCUGGACCUCUGGCGGCGAUUUCAUUGUUGCUGCUGCCGGCUUCAACCGAGAGUGACCAUAUUGAGCCAUGGGCACCAUGCAAAGACGCUGCUGAUAGUGCGGCAAGCAAUAUCUGCGCCUAAACCUUUGCUACAUUACAUAGCCAAAAAGUUAACCUAUGCCAUGGAGUCGCGGAGUUAGUCAAGACGGUUGCUUCGCUAAUUGCAGCAGCGAUGACAGCUAUCGCAGUAGUUGUGCUAGAAGCGUUUCUUGUCAAAGUGCAGGACGACUAGGUAGGGAAAAGUGCGCGAACGAACGGGCAAAUAAAUAUUCUCUUUGGUGCUGCCUUGGCUCGAACGACUAUCGAAAGCGGUGGAGUAAAAGAUGGGGCAAGCAGCUCAAGGAGAACCGAUUCAAGAAACGCUUCGUCCAUGGUUGGAAGCCUGCAACGGCUAUGGUGAUGGGGGUGGUCAUCGGCAUAACAGUAGCGCUUCCGGUACUGCGGUUCGUGAAUUGUGAAUUCUGUGUCGUGGUCAAGUCGCGUGCGGAUAAAUGGACCUGCAGCAGCGCAAACUAAUUGCCUCUUUGGCCUGUUAACAGAGUUUGCGCUCGGACUGAAGAAUGGAGUAUGACUAGAACGAAGUUACUAAUUAAAGAUACAGCAGAAAAACUAGGAGGAACAAUAAACGGAAGUUCGCGAUGACGACAAUUGCAACUACACCAUGAAUGAUAAGAACUUAAUUGCGUGACUUAAAUCCGCAUAUAUAAUAUCGAUGUGGUGUGAAUUGUGGCACGUGUGCUGACACAACGAGAUAUAUAGAAGAAAGGGUCUUGUCAGGAUAACCCGAUCAAAAUGAUGUGUUACAGUGAAGACUUGAUCGUCGAAUGGAAUGUGGCGCUGUGACGCUCAUAGCUGUAUCUGGUGGUGAGGAUCUGGCAGUAGUCCGAUGAUGUGUAGAUCCUGAUUGCGCUAAAUUAAGACAGAUGUUCGAAAAAUACUGCUGUUAUAAGCAUAAAAACGAGAAUACAGUCGAUUUUCUUAGUUAGCAUUAAGUCCAUUAACUUCGACGCUUAGAAGAAGUAGCGGAUGCACCGAGAGGAAACGAACGAGAGAGAACGCUCACGUAUAUCGCGCGUGUACUGUGUUCAAGAUGCGAUUGAAACUGGAAUCUGAGCGUUCGAUUUUCGCUCACAGCUUAGUCUGCUCUAAGAGCGGUUAUGUUUCAAACUAUCUGUAAAGUCUUCAGUAACCAAGUAGAUAAUACAGAUGGCAAUUAUUGCAAAACGAACCCAAGGAAAAUCAACAUGCAGCAUUUAAUUUUCACUGAUGAUGGUAUCACGUUUAUCCAUGUACAGUCAGUUCUCGCACCUGCACCACUUCCACUCACUGGAAAAACUGACUAUAUAUAUGUAUAUGCUUGAAAGCAGCAGCGAAUAAGUAUGACUUCUGCCGCUGCUACAAUAGCGAGGAAGCGGCCAGUGACAACGGCGAGCGCAGAAAGACAUUCGAAACAAGGAGCACUGCUCUGUUGCAUAUACGCGUAUAAAUUCAGACUGACACGUGAACAGUAUUGCGUACAGACAGAGUAAAGCAAAGACUUGCGCGUCAAUCAUUGACCAUCGCAGCGGCAGCGAAAGAACGAUAGGACGCCAACAAUGGGAGUAGGCAAUUCGUGCCAUUGAGCACAACAGCAUAUAUUGAAGCAUUGGAUCGCUUCUAGGCUAAGCUUGGUGUCCAAAAAAAGCAAUAAUAGCAGUAACCGGAGCGCUACGAACAAAAACAACAAGGGUGUAAGCGGUCGUCGCAGUCAGCCGCGACCAGCCGUUCGCGCGCGUAAGAUGUUACGCAAAUUGCUCUAUUAUGGCGAACGCCCAGCGUCGAUGCAGCGAAACGCCUCAAGUCCGCUGUUCUCGACCACGAGCUCCCGAAAGGGCUCAACCAUUGAGGACAAAUGGUCCCGGACGCCAGCCUUGCUUCAGGUGUCCUACGCCCCGUUGGCGAUGGCCAUGGACCCCAACUCGUACACGGUUUUCUUAGCGGAUCACUCGUUUAUGAGUUUACUCGACCUUGAUCAGGGCAGAACAAUAACGAAGGGUCAGUACGCGCCUAACAUGAAUCGCAUAAACCCCGCGUCUGUAAACGCUGAAUGGAAUCACACCGAGAAGGGUCUUGUGAUUUUGGCAUCUGGCAGUGCUCUUUAUUUCGUGCGUAGCACGAACGAUUCAUUGACCGUUGAACACAUUAAGCGAGCCGCACACAAACGGGCAAUUACCGAUGUCGACUGGUGUCGUGGGACACCCAUGUUUGCGUCCGCUGGUCAGGAAGAAUACACAUAUAUUUGGGACUGUCGAACAAUGCAACGGCCCGAGAUCGCCUUCAACUCACUGGUGCCGUCGAGUCGGGCGAGAUUUAACAAGUUGAACGCCAACGUCAUCGCAUCGACCCACGAUAAUGGUAUUUACCUGUGGGAUAUACGACAGCCCCGAAAUCCGAUCAUGCUUGUGGGAGGGCAUUUAUCGCGUGUGUACAGUAUUGAUUGGUCACCAGCUAUGGAGCACUGGCUUGUGUCGUCCAGUCAGGACAGUACCGUUAAGUUAUGGGACUGCAACAACUCUGCUGGUUCUGGGGCGAUCAUUGACAAGCAUAUUCUUGUUGAGAAUCCCGCCUGGAUGGUGCGCUUCAGUCCACUCGGUGAUUCGUUGCUCAUGUGCUAUGAACGAAGCUCGAACCCUAGCGAAGAUCUGCAGGGAUUAGCGGUGUGGAGUGUGCGAUCCGGAAAACAUGUCCAUACCUGGAAUACGGGAAGUCCAUUUAUCAAGGUGGCCACGUCGAAUCUAAGCAAGGUGAAAGAGUGUCGCCUAGUUGCACUGAUGAAAAAUGGUUUCUUGCAAACGUCCGUUCUCUACCCGAUGAUAAGCAAUUCGUCGUCAGAUCAUCUCGAUAACAUUUCGUUGCACGACGAUAACCGAGAUAAUCAGUCUCUCGAAGAGGAGUUCAACAAUUUGCUGAAUGACAAACCUCCGAACACCGAGUUAGUAAAAUUGGAUGCCAUGAAAAGGAUGUGUCUUAUCCUCAUCACGGUCUGCCUUUACGAGAUAGAAAUUACACUGACAUUUCCGAAGGAUUAUCCGAAAAAUGUACCACCGACCUUCUCGUUCUCAAAGGGUUCAGCUUUGCAGAGCUCAAUCAAAGCCAAACUGCAGAAGGUGCUGCGAAUUACAUCGACUCAACACGUGAGCCGAAACCAGCCCUGUCUAGAGCCCUGUCUCAAGCAACUUAUUAAAACGCUCGAGUCAAUCAAAGCGUUGGAGACGACCAACAAGGGCGACGUCGAGACCGAUGCCCCAAAGCUACCUCCGGUGCCCGUGAACAUCUAUGGUGGCGAGCAGGACUCAUCAGUUCCUUUCCCACGAACAUCAGGAGCCCGUUUUUGCGGGGCGCAUUUUCUCGUCUGCUUCACUCGGCCUUCAUACAUUCAAAAGAACCAGAGAGAAAGCGAGGUGACGCCGAGAAGCUUAUCUGCUCUAGGCGCAUACAUUAAGGCGCACAGAAAUCCGUUGAAUCCGCGAACCGGUUCAAGUUCAUUAUAUCCAUCGUUUGUAGCUAAGAACGAAAGAGAUGUGACGAUUUCAUCGUACUAUUAUCGCGAGCCUCGGAAGAAGGGUCGAAGAAGACUGCAAGGCCUGACCCCACCAGCCCUGGAUAAAAUUCAUGUACCAUCAGCAGCCGUACUUAUCUACAGCAUGCCUGGCGUACUUCCAGUGUGUUACCAGCUGGCUUCGAAGUAUAAGUUAAGCGUUGCCGACCCACUGGACGCUUGCAGGCACAAUCUUGAGGUUGCCAAGGAGUGCCGUCGCAGUGAUCUCGUUCAAGUAUGGACUCUUGCCGCACAAAUUGUUGAAAGUCAACUCCAACAACAGCGAGGUACAUUGUGCGGUUCGGAGCUACCCUGGCCAAUGCAUGUCUUCGGCAGGCAAUUGGCCGAACACCUUAUCGAUCGAUAUUUGAGGCUCUAUGAUAUCCAGACGGUAGCAAUGCUUUGCUGCGUUUUUGGUGAAGUUGUUCGCAGGCAAAAGAGCCGAAGGGGUUACACUGGCGAGGUAGCCGUAGCUGAAGGCACGAGCCAUCCUGAGAGAAAAAAUAGCGAUAGAAGUAGCAACGUCCUCAAGAAGACCUGGCAGAAGAUGAUUAACGCUGGCGGGUCUCCAUAUAACAGUAUUACAGGGAGCUCGCCUCAGGCUCAUGCCGGUAUUCCAGCUGCAUUUCUCAGUAGUAGACUAGGAGGCAAAAAGGAUUCAGCAAAGGAUCUAGUUGCUCUUGAAGCGUCUGCGGUAAUAGGCGACGAAGCUGUUGCCGUCGCUGGCCUUGAGCCUUUAAUAACCGGCGUCUCGUACGGCCAAGAAGAGGAUACUUUCCUUCUUAACCCACAACAAAUGACUAGGUACGAUCAGCUAAAACAGCACUACGCUGAACUUCUAUAUAAAUGGAACCUACUGGAACAGCGUUGCCUUGUCCUUAAUCACAUUACGACACAACGUGGUUUCCGAGAACCGUACGACGUUCAGUUCAAAAAACGAUGUGCGACUUGUGGCGUGGACACAGAGGAUGUUACAUGCGUCAAAUGCCGGCAACUGGUCUUCCGUUGCACAAUCUGCGAGUUGGGCGUUCGUGGAAGUAGCUUCUUCUGUUUGGUCUGCUAUCACGGCGGACAUAGCGAGCAUAUGCGGGAUUGGUUUCUGAAGAAGCGGUUCUGCCCAACGGGUUGUGGGUGUGAUUGUCUUUCGUAUAUUGGUAACGAAGUUGUGUAGCAAAAAAAAAAAAAGAUUUUGAAAUAAAUCCCAAACAACUCUACCUCUCUGAAAGGUAGUAGCAGGGAUGUAUAAUUAAGGUGCUGAUGAUCCUCAAAAAAACAAAGGACACGUGAAGUAUGCACUUGACAUACGAAAAGAAGGCAAAAAAAAGUAACUCGACAAGGCAAUAGAGACCAAAGCGAAACUAGGCACGAACACGCUGAUGACGCCAUUCACCGAUAUAAACGACUCGCAGGGUAUAAAUGAAACUAUGUAAACAUGUGAAUGUAUGA
This is a messenger RNA of Varroa destructor (honeybee mite), 5183 nucleotides long. It is a transcript of the gene Wdr59, whose product is annotated as WD repeat domain 59. Gene Ontology annotation, biological process: cellular response to amino acid starvation; positive regulation of TORC1 signaling. The record is from RefSeq and is a predicted model, not a curated record. NCBI's taxonomy places the organism in Eukaryota, Metazoa, Arthropoda, Arachnida, Mesostigmata, Varroidae. Gene Ontology annotation, molecular function: protein binding; signaling adaptor activity. Gene Ontology annotation, cellular component: Seh1-associated complex; vacuolar membrane.